CUCUCUCUCUCGUCGCCAGCGGCCAGACACGUCGAAGAAGGUCGUCGAGGCGUCGGCACCCCGCCGCCCCCGCCGCCCCCGAGGGGGAACCGCAGGGGUAAUCUCGACUCCCCCUUCUUAUCUUGGCUCCCCUCCCCCCUACCAUUUGAUCUGCUCGCCGCGGUCUUCCUCCCCCAGUCGCAGCGGCGGCGGCAGCAGCCGUCGCCGUCUCCGCUGCCCGGCCCCGCGCCGGGUCGAGGGAGGGGAGCGCAGCGGACCGGGACGCGGGAUGAGUCUUUUCGGUCUCGGACGCGAGAUGUCCGAGUACCAAAAUGUCGUUGUUGGGGGGAGGCUCAAGCUGAAGGGCAAAGCACUGGAUGUCAAGGAAGGUGGAAUCAAGAAAAAGAAGAAGAAGCAGCACCGUGAGGAGUCGUCUCAGAUUGGGCGUGAUGAACUUCAGGAAGGUGGAAGCUCUGAAUUGACAACCGAUCCUAACAGUGAGCUGAUUGAAGCUGACAAGAUGGGAGAGGAGGAAGGGAACCCACAUCCUGACUACGACCACCUCACACCAGCCGAGCGACGCUACAUGGAACAGAAGCAAAAGAUUGAUAUGCAGAAGCUGGCCAAAGUUGCCAACAAAUCGCACAGGGACCGGAUCCAGGACUUUAACCAGUACUUGGCAAACCUUAGCGAGCAUUAUGACAUCCCAAAAGUUGGUCCCGGUUAACAUGGCGAAAGUGCCGUGGUUCACAGAAACAGUUGUAUGCUUGGCCUAUCAAGACUUCUGUUUCAUGUUAUGCGUUAUCAGUAUGUUGUAAAACAAAUUGGUUGUCAUUGUGUAAACUAUUUUAUUUCAAAACCAUGUUCCAAACGUUAGGCCAUAUUUUUUCUUUGGAAACAAGCAUUGGCCAAUUGGGUCCA
Messenger RNA from Panicum virgatum (switchgrass), 900 nucleotides. RefSeq names its product protein FAM32A-like. Gene Ontology annotation, cellular component: nucleolus. The coding region runs from base 269 to 706 and encodes 145 amino acids. The record is from RefSeq and is a predicted model, not a curated record. NCBI's taxonomy places the organism in Eukaryota, Viridiplantae, Streptophyta, Magnoliopsida, Poales, Poaceae. The transcript is spliced from 3 exons.